Molecule: messenger RNA, 10791 nt
Organism: Oncorhynchus kisutch (coho salmon)
Lineage: Eukaryota; Metazoa; Chordata; Actinopteri; Salmoniformes; Salmonidae
Product: rho GTPase-activating protein 29-like
Biological process (GO): signal transduction; activation of GTPase activity
Cellular component (GO): cytoplasm
Molecular function (GO): GTPase activator activity
Source: RefSeq, a predicted model, not a curated record
UUCUGAUAGAGAGAAGAAAUGCUACUGCUUAGCCCUCGCCUCAAACUAACGUUAUUUGGGAUGCCAGCACGGCGGAGUUACAGACUCCCUGCUCUAUCGGUGCUGACUAGGCGGAUAUUUUUCCGGUGUAACGUUAGAGCUGGAAAUAGACGGUCCCGGUUGAUUGUAUAGUAGGUGAGGUGGCUAAAAAUAUAAUAACAGCACAUUUACAUUUGUAGCUAACAGUUGUAAGAACAUUGUAACAAAUGUUUACCAACUCUACACUGUAAUUUAACUAGAUAGCUUAACUUAACUAUUUAACUUCAUGCUACUAAUACUGGCUAAAUUCUCUUCAUGUAUUUAACACACAUAACAAACAUGAGAUAUGAUAGAAAUAAGUUAAAUAACAUUGCCAGAAAAGUAGCAAGUCAAACAAACAAAACGACACAACAUCUAGUGUUAUAGAGCCAACCUGGGACUUAGGAUCGGUCAGGACCACCCACAUGGGGGCUAACACCAUCCCAGUGGCCUGUAGCAUACUCUAGGUAGACGGACGGACGGGCACCAGAACCUCUGGGAUGAUACGGAAGAGCAGCAGUGGUACUGGAGGAGGAGGAGGAGAAGAAGAAGAAGGGAAUAAUACAAAACACCAACAGAACAAACCGCAUCGCUCCAGCAACACCACCCAGGGCCCGUCUCAUCUCUCCAACAUGGGCCGGAGCUCCAGGACCACCAACCCACUGGGGAGUAUGGGGCUUGGGUCCAACAGUUUGGGUCUGGGGUCCACCGUGGUAGGAGCGCCUGGGCUAGAUCCGGACUAUGUGAUGCAGCUGGUGAAUGACGUACGGAGGUUUUCAGAUAUGCUGCUCAGCCUUAAAGAAGCCUUCCAUUCUGAAGAAAGCCACGAGGGACUCCCUCAGCGGGUACAGGAGAGGUUGAGCGAGCUGCUCCGUGUUCUCAAGUCUGUCAUCGGCAAACACCAGACCCUCAACUCUGUAGACAUCCUCAGGGCUGCCGGCACCGUCAUCACUAAGGUCAAAGGCAUUAACUUCACGGAAGUGAACCAGGAAAAGAAAAAGGUUAUAUUCGGCGAGAUAUACGCGUCCAUUGACAGUUUGGCAUUCACAUUUGGCAAUGUAGUGUCUGACUUCCUUAUGGGAGAUGUGGACAGCCAAUCAGGGUUGGGGAUCCCCCAGACCAGAAGAAGCAGGUCUUUCGAGAACCUCUCUGUGGAUUCUGGGGGGUAUGUUCCAGAGAAGAAAGGCCUUGUGGGCCCAGAGGUGGCGCUGUCUAAAGAGGAGGAGGUUGACGUGAUCCUGCAGAAGAACGACAGCGGGGUGGAGUCAGCUCUGCUCUAUGCCAAGGCCUGGUCCAAGUACACCAAGGAUCUGCUGGCCUGGGUCGACAAACGCCUGGGACUGGACAUUGAAUGUGCCAAAAGUUAUGCCAAAAUGGCAGAAUCUGCAAAGACGCUCGCGAGUCAACAGGACUACAUGCCGUUCAGAGAUAUCUAUAUGUCUACGUUUAAGAACGACAUUGAGUACAGCCAAGUCCUCCUGCAGACUGCCACUGCCCUGCAGACCAACAAAUUCAUACAGCCGCUGUUGUCCAGAAAGACUGAGCUGGACAAACUGAGGAAAGACCUCAAGGAGCAGUGGCAGAGAGAACAGAAGAAAAUGCAAGAGUCCGAGGCGGCUCUGCGUAAGGCUCGGUGGACCCAGGUCCAGAGGAGAGACGAGUACCACAAGGCCCAGUCCUCAGCCAGCCGCUCCCAGGAGGAACAGUCCAAACAGCUGGACAAGAAGAGGAAACUGGAAGAGGAGGCUCUUCAGAAGGCUGAGGAUGCCAGAGACCAGUACAGAUCCUGUGUAACUGAUGCAGGGGCCAGGAGGGCAGAGCUGGCCAGCACCAAGACAGACAUCCUCACUCAGAUCAGAGAACUGGUGACCCAGUGUGACCUCACACUCAAAGCUGUGACAGUCAACUGGCUCCAGCUGCAGCAGGCCCAGACCGUGUCUCUACCCGGCCACUACCAGGCCCUGUGUGAAAACGCGAAGAUGUACGAGCCUGGACAGAGAUACGCCGAGUUUGUCCGUAAUCUUCCCAAAGAUCAGAUACACAUGGAGUCCUUCUCCGUCGAUGAACGGUUUCCUGUGUUCAGCAAGCGUUCAACGGGCAGCACCAGUUCCCAUAGUAACCUGUCCCAUGUGUCCCUCAUCUCCGGUGACGUCCUGAGUGGCGACGAGGUGGAUAGUCCUCUGGGGUCACGACCUGGGGAAAGGUCCAACAGCGCCACGGACAUACAAGGUCUGAGAGGGGGACAGGGCCCGUUGAGAGCCUGGGUAUCAGGUGUCCAGGACAGGGGGAUGUGUAGUGACUCAGAGAGUGCUGGAGGCAGCAGUGAGUCCCAAUCCAUGGACUCCCCCACAGCGAGCCCAGGUGACUUUAAACGCAGACUACCCAGAACCCCCUCCACUGGCACUAUGUCCUCGGCAGACGACCUCGAUGAGAGACAGCCACCUUCACCCUCAGACAAUGGUCUGGGUGAGAUGGUGACAGAGACAGCCAGUUCCCCAGGUCCGUUUCGCAACGCCCAGAUGUCCAAGGCGUCUCAGACACACAAGCUGAGGAAACUCAGAGCUCCGUCUAAAUGCAGGGAGUGUGACAGUCUGGUGGUGUUCCACGGAGCAGAAUGUGAAGAGUGCUCCCUGGCGUGUCAUAAGAAGUGUCUGGAGACUCUGGCCAUCCAGUGUGGUCAUAAGAAACUGCAGGGACGACUACAGCUGUUUGGGAUAGACUUUACCCAGGCAGCGAAGAACAGCCCAGAUGGGAUCCCCUUCAUCAUCAGGAAGUGUACCUCUGAGAUAGAGAACAGAGCGCUCAACCUCAAGGGAAUCUACCGUGUGAAUGGGGCUAAGUCUCGUGUGGAGAAGCUGUGUCAGGCGUUUGAGAACGGCAAAGACCUGGUAGAGCUCUCUGACCUCUCACCCCACGACAUCGCCAACGUGCUCAAACUCUACUUGAGACAGUUACCAGAGCCGUUGAUCCUGUACCGCUACUAUAAUGACUUCAUCGGAUUGGCCAAGGAGAGCCAGAGGGUGAUCAUCGAAGAGAAGGCUAUAGCCAGGGUCCUCCAGGAACAGGGGCAGCCAGGGGGUGAACAACCCCGACUAGGAGGCACCCAGCCUGGGGUAGAGGGAGAGCAGCCUCCCCUGACAAACCAGCCAACCUGGAGGAGGAGAGCUGCCCAAACAGCCAGUAUCAAACUCAACAGAGUCAUCUUUAAGAUUAGAGACCUGUUACGACAGCUUCCUCCUGCACACUACAGGACCCUCCGCUUCCUCACGGCACACCUACAUAGGGUGACGGAGCAGGCAGAGGAGAACAAGAUGACAGCCAGUAAUCUGGGCAUUAUCUUUGGCCCUACGCUGGUCAAACCCCGACAGACUGAUGCAGAGGUCUCCCUGUCUUCUCUGGUCGACUACCCCUACCAGGCUCUGAUGGUGGAGCUGCUGGUACGUCACUUCCAGGUGAUCUUUGACUUCCCCUCCUCCUACCCCCCCAUCACCACCUCCACGGUGGGCCAGUCCUCCCCCCGACUCACCCCUCAGGAGAAGGAGCAGAGACUCAGCCGCCACUCCACCUCCCUGCUCGACAUGAAGGAGAGUGCCAAAGUCGACAAGAGGCACUCGUCAGUCAUCCAGUCCUCUCAAACCCUGGAUGAUGUGAGAGAGGUGAAGACAGACAGGAGAGAGUUAACAGCCAGCUCCUCCUCCUCUGCUGCUGGCUCCUCCUCCUCUGCUGCUGGCUCCUCCUCCUCUGCUGCUGGCUCUGCCUCGGUCCAGAGAUCUACCCUGGUGUUUGGCCGUCCCAGCCUCAACCUCUCCUCCUCUGCUACGGCCCCGAAGGUCCAGCUCCGGCCCCAGCGCGCUAGAAUCCUGUCUCGACCAAUCAGCAUGCCCCUGGAGCGCUUGCCCCUCCCCACCCCCUCACAGGUGCUCGACAGAAACAGCCGUAACAACACGUUGGAUCCCACCGCUAACACCAUCGUGGAGUCAGCCGAGCCGGAGAAGCCUCGGAUUGGUGGGGGGUCAAGGGUCAGUACCUAUUACAUCGACACCCAGCAGGCCGUGCAGCGGAGGCCCUGGGACAGGAAGUACAAACACUACGACGUCACGCCACGCACCGCCAUGAUCAUGGCUAAUUUACCGCCGGCCGGUACUGGCCCUGGCCCAAAACCGGGGAAACAGCCGACGAUGCCGACACAACUGUCCGUGUCUGGGCCAACCAGCUCUGCUCUCCCAUCCAGUAGUAGUUUCAGCACUAUAUUCCCCAGUAACCCAUACACAGUGUUGUUGAAGGCUGGCCAGGCGUCCACAAGAGACCGAGAGGAGACUAAGGAUAGGCCUAACUCUGCUGCUGGAGGGGGUGGGGAGACCAGAACAUCUACCAACUCCCCCAUAAAGUUCAGACAACCAAGGAUUCUGCAGCCUCCACCCGGAACCUUCUAUAAGCCGUCUGGUUAUUCAGGCGCCAGAGGCUGGCCAUCAUUAAGUACCUCUGGGACCACUAGCCUCACCAAAAUGUCCCCAACUUCUCCUACUGUUAAAGCCACUUCCCAGACUUCUCCUACUGUUAAAGCCUCUUCCCAGACUUCUCCUACUGUUAAAACCUUCUCACCAACCUCCCCUACUGUUAAAACCUUCUCACCAACCUCCCCUACUGUUAAAGCCUUCUCACCAACCUCCCCUACUGUUAAAACCUUCUCACCAACCUCCCCUACUGUUAAAACCUUCUCACCAACCUCCCCUACUGUUAAAACCUUCUCACCAACCUCCCCUACUGUUAAAACCUUCUCACCAACCUCCCCUACUGUUAAAACCUUCUCACCAACCUCCCCUACUGUCACUGCUCCUCUCCCCCUCUCUUCCUCCCAAUCCUCCAGCAUGACUUUCUCCUCUUCUCCUAUGGUUACCACCACCACCACCCCAUCCCCUACUGCCACCUACAUCCUUCAAACCUCACACCUCCCCACACACACCCUACAGGACUCUGUGGACAGCUCUGUUAGUGUUGACCCCGAGGUCACGACCUCCGCUGACCUUUCCCCCCGCCAGUCCCCUCCCCCCAGCAGCCCAGAGGUCGUCCCACUGCAACAAAGACUGAGACCCCGGCCCAGACCCGGCGCUCGCCUGCAGGAGUUAGAGCACAGAGAGGCCCAUUUUGUCUGAACCGUAAAAGUAGACUUCAGUAGUCUGAUAUCAUCACACACAGACAGGGCCACACCAUUGGCCAAGACUACUGGUAAUGUCUUUAAGAAUAUAGGGAGGGCAUCGCUUGGGAAGAACCAAUGGUGGAACUGUUGGGAGAUAUUUGGGAGAACGUUGCUGUUGAUGUCUGUAAGCAGGAAGUUGUCCCCACUGUGUAUGAUGAUGUCAUAUUACUGUCUACCUUUGAAGCCAGAUAUAUUUUGUCUGUGUGUGUGUACAGUGUGUGUGUGUACAGUGUGUACAGUGUGUGUGUGUGCAGUGUGUGUGUGUGUACAGUGUGUACAGUGUACAGUGUGUGUGUGUGCAGUGUGUGUGUGUACAGUGUGUGCAGUGUGUGUGUUUGUACAGUGUAUACAGUGUGUGUGUGUGUACAGUGUACAGUGUGUGUGUGUACAGUGUGUGUGUGUGCAGUGUGUGUUUCUACAGUGUAUACAGUGUGUGUGUGUGUACAGUGUGUGUGUGUGUGUGGGUGCAGUGUGUGUUUGUUUGUACAGUGUAUACAGUGUGUGUGUGUGUACAGUGUACAGUGUGUGUGUGUACAGUGUACAGUGUGUGUGUGUGUACAGUGUACAGUGUGUGUGUGUAACUAUGUUGUUACGGUGUAUCUCUGUACCAUAUUAUAUAUUGGGGGAACAGUACUAUUAUAUUGACGCCAAGACAAGAUGUGUGAAAGGAACACACUGAACGUGUUACAUUAGACGUGUAUAAUAUAUUCUAUGUUUACAGUCCUCACAAACAGAAGCAGGAUCUGUGAACGGUCGCUCCCUAGACAUUUGGAACAAGCAUUUAGGCUGGUAUUCAAUCUAUUUGCAGAUACAGAUCCAGAUAGCAGUGGACAAACCUUUAUAUCAAAGGUUAAUUUUCACGUGUAGCUGUCCAUUUCUGUGUGUCAGUGUCAGCUCCAUCCAUGUCUGUGUGUCAGUGUCAGCUCCAUCCAUUUCUGUGUGUCAGUGUCAGCUCCAUCCAUUUCUGUGUGUCAGUGUCAGCUCCAUCCAUUUCUGUGUGUAAGUGUCAGCUCCAUCCAUGUCUGUGUGUAAGUGUCAGCUCCAUCCAUGUCUGUGUGUCAGUGUCAGCUCCAUCCAUGUCUGUGUGUAAGUGUCAGCUCCAUCCAUUUCUGUGUGUCAGUGUCAGCUCCAUCCAUUUCUGUGUGUCAGUGUCAGCUCCAUCCAUUUCUGUGUGUCAGUGUCAGCUCCAUCCAUGUCUGUGUGUCAGUGUCAGCUCCACCCAUUUCUGUGUGUCAGUGUCAGCUCCAUCCAUUUCUGUGUGUCAGUGUCAGCUCCAUCCAUUUCUGUGUGUCAGUGUCAGCUCCAUCCAUGUCUGUGUGUAAGUGUCAGCUCCAUCCAUUUCUGUGUGUCAGUGUCAGCUCCAUCCAUUUCUGUGUGUCAGUGUCAGCUCCAUCCAUUUCUGUGUGUCAGUGUCAGCUCCAUCCAUGUCUGUGUGUAAGUGUCAGCUCCAUCCAUUUCUGUGUGUCAGUGUCAGCUCCAUCCAUUUCUGUGUGUAAGUGUCAGCUCCAUCCAUUGCUGCUAUGCAAAUAAAAUGCACUUCUCAAACCGCCAUCCAGAAACUGUUACAUCUGAUAUCCUGGUCAAUACUGACCUGUUACAUCUGAUGUCCUGGUCAAUACGGCCUGUUACAGCUGAUGUCCUGGUCAAUACGGCCUGUUACAUCUGAUGUCCUGGUCAAUACGGCCUGUUACAGCUGAUGUCCUGGUCAAUACGGCCUGUUACAGCUGAUGUCCAGGUCAAUACGGCCUGUUACAGCUGAUGUCCUGGUCAAUACUGACCUGUUACAUCUGAUGUCCUGGUCAAUACUGCCCUGUUACAUCUGAUGUCCUGGUCAAUACUGACCUGUUACAUCUGAUGUCCUGGUCAAUACUGACCUGUUACAUCUGAUGUCCUGGUCAAUACUGCCCUGUUACAUCUGAUGUCCUGGUCAAUACUGACCUGUUACAUCUGAUAUCCUGGUCAAUACUGCCCUGUUACAUCUGAUGUCCUGGUCAACACUGCCUGUUUUUGUUACAAAUAGUUUCUACCUGCCAUUACUGCCAUGUCAUCAAUAGAUUCUACCUGCCAUCAUUAGAUUCUACCUGCCAUUAAUGCCAGGUCAUCAUUAGAUUCUACCUGCCAUUACUGCCAGGUCAUCGUUAGAUUCUACCUGCCAUUACUGCCAUGUCAUCAAAAGAUUCUACCUGCCAUUACUGCCAGGUCAUCAAUAGAUUCUACCUGCCAUUACUGCCAUGUCAUCAAUAGAUUGUACCUGCCAUUAUUUGCCAUGUCAUCAAUAGAUUCUACCUGCCAUCAAUAGAUUAUACCUGCCAUUACUGCCAUGUCAUCAAUAGAUUCUACCUGUCAUUACUGCCAUGUCAUCAAUAGAUUGUACCUGACAUCAAUAGAUUCUACCUGCCAUUACUGCCAUGUCAUCAAUAGAUUCUACCUGCCAUCAAUAGAUUCUACCUGCCAUUACUGCCAUGUCAUCAAUAGAUUCUACCUGCCAUCAAUAGAUUGUACCUGCCAUUACUGCCAUGUCAUCAAUAGAUUCUACCUGUCAUUACUGCCAUGUCAUCAAUAGAUUCUACCUGUCAUUACUGCCAUGUCAUCAAUAGAUUCUACCUGUCAUUACUGCCAUGUCAUCAAUAGAUUCUACCUGCUAUUACUGGCAUGUCAUCAAUAGAUUCUACCUGUCAUUACUGCCAUGUCAUCAAUAGAUUAUAUAUGCCAUUACUGCCAUGUCAUCAAUAGAUUCUACCUGCCAUCAAUAGAUUCUACCUGCCAUUACUGCCAUGUCAUCAAUAGAUUAUAUAUGCCAUUACUGCCAUGUCAUCAAUAGAUUCUACCUGCCAUUACUGCCAUGUCAUCAAUAGAUUCUACCUGCCAUCAAUAGAUUCUACCUGCCAUUACUGCCAGGUCAUCAAUAGAUUCUACCUGCCAUUACUGCCAUGUCAUCAAUAGAUUAUACCUGCCAUUACUGCCAUGUCAUCAAUAGAUUCUACCUGCCAUCAAUAGAUUCUACCUGCCAUUACUGCCAGGUCAUCAAUAGAUUCUACCUGCCAUUACUGCCAUGUCAUCAAUAGAUUCUACCUGCCAUCAAUAGAUUCUACCUGCCAUUACUGCCAUGUCAUCAAUAGAUUCUACCUGCCAUUACUGCCAUGUCAUCUAUAGAUGCUAUCUGCCAUUACUGCCAUGUCAUCAAUAGAUUCUACCUGCCAUUACUGCCAUGUCAUCAAUAGAUUCUACCUGCCAUUACUGCCAUGUCAUCUAUAGAUGCUAUCUGCCAUUACUGCCAUGUCAUCAAUAGAUUCUACCUGUCAUUACUGCCAUGUCAUCAAUAGAUUCUACCUGUCAUUACUGCCAUGUCAUCAAUAGAUUCUACCUGUCAUUACUGCCAUGUCAUCAAUAGAUUCUACCUGUCAUUACUGCCAUGUCAUCAAUAGAUUCUACCUGUCAUUACUGCCAUGUCAUCAAUAGAUUCUACCUGUCAUUACUGCCAUGUCAUCAAUAGAUUCUACCUGCCAUUACUGCCAUGUCAUCAAUAGAUUCUACCUGCCAUUACUGCCAUGACAUCAAUAGAUUCUACCUGCCAUCAAUAGAUUCUACCUGCCAUUACUGCCAGGUCAUCAAUAGAUUCUACCUGCCAUUACUGCCAUGUCAUCAAUAGAUUGUACCUGCCAUCAAUAGAUUGUACCUGCCAUCAAUAGAUUCUACCUGCCAUCAAUAGAUUCUACCUGACAUCAAUAGAUUCUACCUGCCAUCAAUAGAUUCUACCUGCCAUUACUGCCAGGUCAUCAAUAGAUUGUACCUGCCAUUACUGCCAUGUCAUCAAUAGAUUCUACCUGCCAUCAAUAGAUUGUACCUGCCAUUACUGCCAGGUCAUCAAUAGAUUAUACCUGCCAUUACUGCCAUGUAAUCAAUAGACUCUACCUGCCAUUACUGCCAUGUCAUCAAUAGAUUCUAUAUGCCAUUACUGCCAUGUCAUCAAUAGAUUCUACCUGCCAUCAAUAGAUUGUACCUGCCAUUACUGCCAGGUCAUCAAUAGAUUAUACCUGCCAUUACUGCCAUGUAAUCAAUAGACUCUACCUGCCAUUACUGCCAUGUCAUCAAUAGAUUCUAUAUGCCAUUACUGCCAUGUCAUCAAUAGAUUCUACCUGCCAUAAAUAGAUUCUACCUGCCAUCAAUAGAUUCUACCUGACAUCAAUAGAUUCUACCUGCCAUUACUGCCAUGUCAUCAAUAGAUUCUAUAUGCCAUUACUGCCAUGUCAUCAAUAGAUUCUACCUGCCAUCAAUAGAUUCUACCUGCCAUUACUACCAUUUCAUCAAUAGAUUCUACCUGCCAUUACUGCCAUGUCAUCUAUAGAUUCUAUAUGCCAUUACUGCCAUGUCAUCAAUAGAUUCUACCUGCCAUUACUGCCAUGUCAUCAAUACAUUCUAUAUGCCAUUACUGCCAUGUCAUCAAUAGAUUCUACCUGCCAUUACUGCCAUGUCAUCAAGACAUUCUAUAUGCCAUUACUGCCAUGUCAUCAAUACAUUCUACCUGCCAUCAAUAGAUUCUACCUGCCAUUACUGCCAUGUAAUCAAUAGAUUCUACCUGCCAUUACUGCCAUGUCAUCAAUAGAUUCUACCUGCCAUCAAUAGAUUCUACCUGCCAUUACUGCCAGGUCAUCAAUAGAUUAUACCUGCCAUUACUGCCAUGUCAUCAAUAGAUUCUACCUGCCAUCAAUAGAUUCUACCUGCCAUUCCUGCCAUGUAAUCGAUAGAUUCUACCUGCCAUCAAUAGAUUGUACCUGCCAUUACUGCCUUGUAAUCAAUAGAUUCUACCUGACAUCAAUAGAUUCUACCUGCCAUCAAUAGAUUCUACCUGCCAUCAAUAGAUUCUACCUGCCAUCAAUAGAUUCUACCUACCAUCAAUAGAUUCUACCUGCCAUCAAUAGAUUCUACCUACCAUCAAUAGAUUCUAUCUGCCAAUACUGCCAUUUCAUCACAAAUUGGAACAUUUUUGGGAGUUCCAAAAUUGAGCUGGAAUGAAGUUACCCUUCUCAAAUAUAUCAUAGCGUCAAGUCCUUGUCGUAAUGUUACAGAGAAGCAUUUUGUUUGUUUUGUUGGGAGUUAAAAUACCUGUAUAUUAUGUUAGUUUUUACUUGUACAUUUACACAGUACAUGAAAUGUUCUACGGUGUUCCUGUAUUGUAUGUCAUGUGAUUUGAUUCUAGCUACAUUAAUUAAGCACUUACUUAAUUCAGGUCCAACGUUUUUAUGUUUUCCAAACGUUUAAACAUGUCUGUCAUCGCAAUACAUUCCACAGAGAAGAGAUGGAAGCAUUUUAUAAAGUGAGACCAAAAAAAAAAGUUUCAACAUUUAAAACAAAUAUAUAAUAAUAAUAAUAAUUCACCCAUAUUCCUGUUCAGAUUAUAAUAAUCUAAAUCUAUAUCUGUUUUUUUUAAUAUGUGACAUAUAAACUGCAAGGUUUUGUUUCAGUAAAUUGUUUGUAACUACAAAAAAAGACAAAAUGCAAAAAAUGUCUUGCAUUAAAUUAAAGUAUAGCUGACAGUU